AUGAAGGCGAACAAAUGUUUACGAUCAUUAAAUGUUGCUUGGAACGGAUUUGGUAAAGAGGGAGCAAAAGCUUUAGGUGAAGCCCUGCCGGAAAACGACAGUUUAACUGAAUUAGAUGUUACAAAUAAUAGAAUUAAUGCAAACGGGAUGGCUUUGUUUAUGAUUGGAUUACGCACUAAUGAAACUCUACAAAGUUUAAAGCUUGGAAUGAAUCCAUUCAGCAGUGAAGUUGCAAAGCAUUUACUUCUUAUUAUAGAAGCUAAUGAGAAAUGUGCUUUAACACACCUAGAAAUGUCUGAUGUGUCUGUAGACGAAGAUGUUGUUGCAGUACUUGAACGGUUGGCUGGUAAUCGACAUUUAAGUGUAAAUCACGGGAAAAUCGUUCGCAAAGUACCCGAAAAGCCCUACGUCCCACCACCCCUACCUCCACGUGAUCCUCUUGAAUUAAUGUUCGAGUUCAAAUACGAGCAUGGAUACCGGACACUUGACCUACUGAUGAGAAUGGAUAAAGAUAAUAAUAUGGUCGUCGACAGAGAGGAGUUUAAAAAUGGGCUUUUGGAAAUGGAUAUUGAAGCUGAUGAUGAUCAAAUCGAUGAGCUUAUGUCUAGGCUGGACACUAACUCUGAUGGGAAUAUUGAUUAUAGUGAAUUCGUACAGGGAGAGAAAGAAUACGGCUCUAGACAGAAGAGACACAUGAACAUGCAAACUCUGGGAAAAAUACGUUCAUUGGCAGCGGCUAUGUUAAAACUUCGAGUGAAGGCACACAUGAAUGACGCAGAAACACGAAGACUUAGUACUCAAAAUACGGAAUCAAAGCUUACAGCACCGAAAUAAAUCAGUAGCUAAAACAAAACAGUGUAUGGGAAUAACAAAUAUAAUUCAGGCGCGUAGCGUGGUAUAUUCAGUUACUGUUAGAGUAAUAUGCUAUCAGAGUCUGAUCAAAAGCUAGAUACUCGAACGAAGCAAUAGUGGGAACGGCUGGUACAGCAAUGCUAGUACAUAGUAGUAAAAGCUGUUUUUCUGUAGUUUUUUUAAUUUCAGAAGAAAGAUCAUGGCAACACAUCUACUGAUAAUAUCCAUCCAUGACUUUUUCUCAGUCUUGAAAGUGGGAUGUGGCCGGGAAUGAUGAUGAUGACUGCAUGAAAUAUGUAAAAAGACUUGGGUGUUGUAAUAUUGUAUUAUAAUUCUAUGUAACUGUGUUAUUUUGAUUACGGAAGAUACGCCACUUUUCAUUGAAUAGCAUUCAUUGAAAGCCGCCAUAUGAGCACAUAUGCGGAGGUCUCAAAAGUGAAUGUUGGUACCUGCUUAACCAGGGGCCAAAGGGCAUGUAGGUACUACCGUUUAUAAAAAGGCUCAGUCUCGGACGAGUUUCCUUUGUUUCUGUUUUUUCUUUGUAUUUAUGUUUUGAGGAGGACCUUGUGUUAGACUGGCUUGUAAUCAAUAAUGUAAUUUAUGUUAUUAUUAUUAUUAUUAUUAUUAUUAUUAUUAAUAUCAUUAUUAUUAUUAUU
Mercenaria mercenaria is the source of this 1508-nucleotide messenger RNA. RefSeq names its product leucine-rich repeat-containing protein 74A-like. Bases 1 to 834 code for a protein of 277 amino acids. The transcript is spliced from 6 exons. The record is from RefSeq and is a predicted model, not a curated record. Lineage: Eukaryota; Metazoa; Mollusca; Bivalvia; Venerida; Veneridae. Gene Ontology annotation, molecular function: calcium ion binding; protein binding.